This is a messenger RNA of Perkinsus marinus ATCC 50983, 2250 nucleotides long. RefSeq lists its product as hypothetical. NCBI's taxonomy places the organism in Eukaryota, Perkinsozoa, Perkinsida, Perkinsidae. The transcript has a single exon. The coding region runs from base 1 to 2250 and encodes 749 amino acids. The record is from RefSeq and is a predicted model, not a curated record.
AUGGGUUCCCUUGCUGCUGCUUGUCUCGAGGAUUAUGCAGGGGCGUGUCCUGAGAUAAUCGUCAAGCGUGUUUGGAAUGACGAUUUCGUCCCAAUGAUCUCCCCUCACAUUGGAGAAGAGCCUUUCGCCGCUCUAUUGAGGACUGUACUAGAGGCAGUGGAGCCGAGUAGCGUUGGUGAUGCUACGCUGAAUGCUUUGCUGAGAUCAGCGGAAGUACUCCUUUGUCGCGGCUUGGAGGGUCCUGCGGCAACCGUGAUGAAUUUUCUGAUUGGUUCGGUUGGGAACGGCGACCUCGGGCGGCUCUCAUCCGGAAUCAGCGCUGUUCUAGAGUCGGUUGAGGUUUGGGAAAGCAGCACGGUGAACUCCGACUUGUUUUUCGGUCGUAUCUGCGAUCUGAUCGUCGCAUCCGCCCCCCGGUUGUCCACGGUUCCUCUGGUAGCUCUGAUCGACCAACUGUCGACAGUCUUCCUUGAGCACUUCGUAUCCAGUCCAGUGGCUACUGAAAGCUUUCUUAAUGCAAUGGGAGUGUUGAUUGGUGAUUCAUACGAGUGCCCACGUCUCGUAGAACUACAGCAUCGUCUUCGGUCUGCAGCGGUACUGGUAUCUGCCGUUACGAUAGGAUCUGGAUCAGUGGUGCGUCUCCUGAUGUUGGGUAUUGUUCCUCGUUGGCUGGUUCCUCUCUUGUCUGUUGAGGAUGUGGGAGUGACUGCUGGUGAGCUCUUCACAAGAGCAGUCGAGCUCGAUGGAGGAGCUUCGAGCCUUACAGGCUUGACGGCUCUCUUCUCUUGGUUGACCAGCGAUGGCGUUGUCGCCAACAAUUUACUAGCCGCUGCGGAGCCACUGUCGAAGUUGAUAGUGUCAGAAUGGGAACCUAGGAUGCUUACGGAGGCUCUGCUCUUGGUCUCGCACGUUUUGCGUCUCCUGGCAACCCGUGGCUGCUACCGCCCCGCAUCACAAGUGAAGGCUCGAGUGCUCUCCGCAUUCUCAAUAGCUCACCUCGAUGAGUGGAAACCCGAUGCUGAUGCGGCUUCGCAUCAUGUCAAACACAUAACAUUAACGCUGGCCUGGCUCCUUGAAGAAUGCGAGGAGGUUCCUGUGGAGAUAUUCACAUUGUUGGCGAAUGCAGUUACCGUCGCUGACUCUAACUUGGAAGUGGGUUCAGCAGAAUUCCUGCGAGCCGUCGUGGUCGCGGCCAGUCAGCAACCUCAGUUUGCAGAAUCUCGCAUGUUGCACUCUGCCAUCAAGUUGAUCGGUACGAUCGAGACUUUUGCUGAGGACUGGCAGGCAGAGACCUUGCUGACAGCGUGCUGUAAUUUCCUGGGCCGCGGUCAUCUUGGCGCCGAAGAAUGUGCUCUGUUGUGCGAUCUGGUGGCCGCUGUUCUCAUGAUGCAUCCGGUAGGAGUUGCCAUCUUGAUGGACGUCGGCGUAUGUUUGGAAGGAGUCGCGGCAACUCGGUUAACCAGCACUGGCUCUUUGCACAUACCAUUGCGUGAGAGCUGUCUCCAAGCAGCUUGUGUCGUAUAUGAGCUCUUACAAGCUCACAGUGCAACACCAAAGUGCAUUUGGCUGGGAGCAUGGGCAGAAUCGGAAACUGGUGGGAGCCCAGGAGCGGUGGCGUUUUGUGCCAUGGCUGGCAUCAGACUGCCAGUGGACGGCCUUAGCAGCAUCACAUUCACUGUUAGAUGCGCUUACUGGUCAAUGACUCUCUCUAGUGGCCGGAGCAAUCUUAACGAAAACGAGAUAUCCGACCUUUUAGCUUUUGGCGCUGAGGGAGUACUCAUGGGAGAGUCGUCAACGGCUGUGGAUACGGAGUGUGCGGUUACACUGCUGUCCACUCUGCUUGUGUUUGCUAGGCAAACCAGAGACUGCCUCGCUAUUUCGCUCAUACUCGCUUGUCUACUGUCUGAGCCCCCCAUUGGGCUCCCGUACUCUUGCCUGGUGUUGGCGCUUGUAAGGUACCGUCCUGUAUGGUAUCGUCUUGAUCCUGAUUGCCUAUUGGGUCAUCUGUGUAUUGUUGCUGAUUCUUUGGAGCAACUACCUGGAGACCAUCGUAGAAGGUUCGGAGAGGCUCUCGUGAAGUGGGCCUCUGACUUGUUAUCUCCUCGUCAUGUUGCGGCUAUCAACGAGAGUUCGCGCCUUCCUCCAGUCGUGGCACACGCUCCGCGGCGCCACGGAAAGGAUUGGGACACCUGGGUUAUGACUGGAAUGAUUCACCGUGCAUGUGACCUUAUCAUGAAGAAGUUAAUUUGA